Messenger RNA from Akanthomyces muscarius, 996 nucleotides. RefSeq lists its product as uncharacterized. The transcript has a single exon. The record is from RefSeq and is a predicted model, not a curated record. The coding region runs from base 1 to 996 and encodes 331 amino acids. Lineage: Eukaryota; Fungi; Ascomycota; Sordariomycetes; Hypocreales; Cordycipitaceae.
AUGGCUUCCUCGCAAGCCCUCGAGGCGCUCGGCCACGCCAUCUCCGGCUCCUUUGGCACCGCCACGUCGACGGCCGUCCUCGCGCCGCUCGACCUCGUCACGACGCGCCUCAAGGUGCAGCGGCAGCUCGAGGACCAGGCGCAGUACGCGGGCGUGCUCGAUGCCUUCCGCAGCAUCGUGCGCGACGAGGGCGCCGCCACCUUUUACAGCGGCCUGGGCGCCGACGUCGCCAAGUCCAUCAUCGACAGCUUCCUCUUCUUUGGCUUCUACAACUUCCUGCGGCAGCGCAGCGGCAAGGCGCCCGGCGUGCUGCAGGAGGUGGCGUUUGGGAUGCUCGCGGGCGCGGCGUCCAAGGCCUGCACGGCGCCGCUGUCCAACGUCGUCGCGCGGCGCCAGAUGACGCCCGCCGAGGAGGAGACGCGGUCCGUGGCGCAGACGCUGCGCGACAUGCGCAGCGAGGGAGGCGUCGGGGCGCUCUGGGCCGGCUACUCGGCGACGCUGGUGCUGACGCUGAACCCGAGCAUCACGAUGCUGCUCAACAGGCGGCUCGCGGAGCGCGUGAUCCCGAUGCUCGAGGAGGAGAUGGACGUGCCGGUCGCGUGGGUCGCGUUCCUGCUCGCCGCGCUGAGCAAGUCGGCCGCCACGGCGCUGACGUAUCCCUUCCAGACGGCCAAGACGAUGCUGCAGAUGCCGAAUGCGGGCUCGGACGAGGAGGAUGGCGAGGGUGAGGAGGAGGAGAAGAGGAAGCGGAGGGCGAAGCGGAGGACGCUGUGGAAGAGGCUGGCGGCCGCGCUCGACAGGACGAUAUUCGGCAUGAUACUGAGGCUGAUCAGGACCGAGGGGCUCAGGGCGCUGUACGAUGGCAUGGAGGGCGAGCUGCUCAAGGGCUUCUUUAGUCACGGGCUGACGAUGCUGGCCAAGGGCUUCUUCCAUCGGCUCGUCAUUCGCGUGUGGCUCAUGUCGCAUGCGCGUCGUCCGCUCAAGACGUCGGGUUAA